UAUUGAUAUAGCCUGUAAGCCAUUGAGAUAACUUACAUCCGGAGGGUGGCGGUAUUGCUGUACAUAGUUUGCAUCCACCGUUAAACGAAGAAGAAAACGAAGAAGAAGAAGAAGAAUAUGUUGGGGAAUAGCAAACAUGGCGGCCUCCAGUGAGUUAGCCAAGAAAACUACUUCUGCCUCAGAAGUGGAUGUGUUAUUGCACCCUGAGUUGCUAUCUCAUGAUUUCCUCCAGCUCAUUUUAAGUGAGAAAAGGGUCAGCACCAGAGAUUGUGGGGGUCGGGACCAACUCGUAGACCUCUACAUACGACAUGUUAUCCCCCGACCCCAGCGGACGUUGCCCAACAAUCGAUGGGGAAAGAGGAUGGCGAAAGCCCGAGGGAAAUUGACACCGCCUAACGCGAGGGCAGAAAGGGACCACUUGAAUUCCUCUGGAUUACUACAACCAAAGAAAGCGGAGACGGCCACAGUGUCUUCAGGAGUGACCGAUAGACUAAAACCUCCCCCGGCUGUAAACUUGUCCAACCCUAUACGCAGACUUCCUGGAAGUUCAUCAUCGUCAUCAUCAUCAUCAACGACAUCAUCAGCUUCCUCUUCCAGCCUGAUCUCUUCACGCAGCACUGACACAACAAGCCUCAAACGGGAGGCAAACAGCUCGGGUGUUCUGAAGUCUCCAGAUGUGAAGAAAAAGAUCCAGCAUGUGACUUGGCCGUGACCUCUGACCCCUACUCAUUAAAGAAACAGAGAGAGGCGUCCUUCGCAAGUAUGGAAAAGUAUGGAAUUUGAUUUUACUCAUUUCCAGGUCUGGAAAAGUAUGGCAAAUGGAAACUCAAGUAUGGAAAAAAUUCAUGAUUCCAAGACUGUUACCACUGGUCUGUUUUGUAAAAGAUAAAAUUAUGAAUAACUUAAAAAAAAAAAAAAAAUGAUUUAUUUGUUUUUCUAAGGUGUAAAUGCGUGUGUGAAUGGUCGUCGUCUGUAUGUGUCCUGCGAUUGGCUGAUGACCAGUCCAGGGUGUACCCCGCCUCUCGCCCAAAGUCAGCUGGGAUAGACUCCAGCAAGCCCCUGUGACCCUAGUGAGGAGAGGCAGCAUAGAAAAUGAAUAAAUGUUUUUCUCAGGCGCUUGCUAGGACAGCUAAGAUUUUUGUGUCACACAGUGGGCGACACAUCCUGGAAAACAUUGGAGAAGAUAAGUUAAACAAGUUGAAUGGCCAUCCUCCUCCAACCCUUCGUAUGAGCUACAGUACCUACGUAGCUGUAAUGUCCUGGAAAUGAUCCAGUAUGCUGACAGAGUGGCAUCCCUAUUCCCAAUCAUGAAAACACACUAUUCAUUUCAUAAUUUAUUUACAUGCAACUAACGAUUAUUUUCUUAGUCAAUUCAUCUGAAGCUUGUUAUUUUUGAUUGACUGAGUAAUCGGUUGGGCCCUAGAUGGACAAAAUCAACAUGAACCAACACAAACAGUUAGUGGUUUGGUCUGGGUUGAAACGAUUCCUUGAGUAAUUACACUACUUUGAUUACAAAAAACAAUAGAGGACAUUUUAGUACUGCUUUGAGGAAUCACUCACGCACUUACGUCACCCACGGAGAAGAAGCGACUGUUUUAGUUGAAGGAGCAGGAAGAUUGACGAGGCGGGAGAAAACGACAAGGCAAUGAAAGAGAAGGAAAACAACACAAAAUGUGGAAGUGCGGGAGCAUUUCAGGCUAAGCUGCAAGUUGAACACUGACGGUUAUUCGACGUGAGGGGGCACUUACAUAGCACAAAAGCACAUCUUCGAUGUUGCAUCAUCUCCGGAGACACCCAGAAUGACGCGGAAGACCCGCGACAAAGUAAAUUUAACGUAGCGCAAUUCAAUGACAUUAACGCUCAUAACGUUAAUGCACCCUACUAACAUAACGUUAGCCGUGUGGAAGGCUAGGUCCUAGCUUUCUCUUAACUAUGGCUGUCGAACGUGUGGCCAGUUUAUUACGACGGUAACAUGACUUCAUACAGGGUUUAUUUCAUCUGCAAAAAGACAGCGUUUGAGUAAAGAAGAAGGAAAAUAAAAGCAUUUUAGCUCAUUAAUUAGUAGUUGGUGAUUUCUAGCAGACAAUGCUGUCUAAUGGAACAAGGAAGUGUGUGUCUCACUCGUUUGGUUGGUGGAUAAAAUAUCCUACUGUGUUCCACUACAGUAGGGGUCUUAAUUUUAGUUUGAUCACAGCAAAAACUCAAAAUCUUAUAAAAAAAUAUAUAUAUAUAUACAGUAUAUGUGUCCUAUUUCUAGCCAGCCGGGCUGAGUUUAUAGUUCAUAAAUGGCACAGCCAUCAACAUAGUGUAAUAUGUCAUUUAGUCUUACUAAUGUCAAUUAACAAAUGACUAUUUCUCUCCUUUUCCAGUAAAUCAAUACGGUCUCGGAUGGAUACAUGUAUCUACAAACAAACAAACAUGAUAGUCCAAGACACGUGCGUACUGAGCAUAGUGGAUAAAUACAGUUCGUACCCAUGCACAAGGUGAAUUUAAGAAAUACAACUGUUAAUUGUCUAAAAAAAUAAAGCAAUUGUGAAAUGUCUGAUUUUCUCUUGCGUAUUUAAACAAGCAAAAAUGUGUUUUCCCCGAUUACUUUUCAGUUGAAUACUCGGUUACUGAAAUAUUCGAUAGCUGCAGCCAUGGUUUGGUCCACGACAUAUCAGAAAAGAGGCAAAAACGUUGAUGACCAUUUUCCAAAGUGUGUAAUUAUCUUGUUUUGCCGAAGACACAAAGGUAAUACGUCUGCUUUCAUGGAUGAAAUACGUAUUCACAUUUGAGAGGCUCAAAUCAGAGGAUAUUUACAUUUUAAAAUAAAGAAAACGAUUAAUCAAAUAUCAAAAUAGUUGUGGAUUAAUGUUGAUUAGACAUCGAUUAAUUGGGAUCUAUUUAGUGAGUCUGGAAAAAGUCAAAUCCGUAGGAACCCUGCAGAGAGCAUCAGCAAUCCUUUCAAAGCAACGCUAAGUGUUGUGCUCCCAUCACAGUAUUUUCUCAAAUAAAGUGUUUUAUACAAGGCUAGCAAGCGUUUAGUAGCCGUUUACAGUCAUACAAACUUUACUUUCAGGUGUGUAUCGUCUUUUCUAGAACGAAAACCUGUUCACUUAAUUCAUUUUCUUUCUACUUCAACCUCAGUGAGGUUAACUGGUUAUAAAUGUUUUUUGUACUAUAUAGUGCAUACGAUAUCAAUGAAGCAAAGUACAUCACAGAGAUGAAUGGAUAUAAAACAGACAGAAAACAUGAACUUUAAAAGUUGGUCCCUGUUUUUAGUUUUUGUGGUCUUUUGACUUGGGAUCUUUUCCAAAUCGGAGAUGGCAAUAUUCUAUUUGUACCUGCUGCUUUUAUAAAUAAAGUGUGUCAAUUCAAAUGAUCACUACUGUUGCUUUUAUUGCAGUAUGGAAUCAGUCGAAUAAUACUCCUCAACUUAUCUGUUUCAAAUGAGUGGCAAUCCUAACCAGGUGUAUUCAGCUCGUUGCACACGGGCCAGCUUCGGCCCCUGGAUGACGGAUGACUGAUUUGAUAGGCCUGCAAGUCCGUCUUACAACUGCGGGAAAAAAAUCUGCAAACAAACUUGUGAGACCCUUCUUGUGUAUAGAAGAUCUAAACUUUGUUGUUACUGUAAAUGUUCCAGUUAGCAUUUCUAUUCAGUUGGCUUGCUCACAAAAGAAAACAACCGCUGAGUUCUCUGAUUAGCGGCAGGUUAAAUAACACCGGCAACAGCUGCGGCUGUAGGCAACCUCCCGAUGUUUGUUUAAAUUACCUCCACAAGAAAGCAGUAGCUGCAUUUGAAGUACCAUGAGUGUUCGCAUCCAGCAACUUUAUCUACCUCUGCUUGCGCUUUUAAAAUAUUGGUUUUGUUGCAGUACUGUUUUUUUUUUUUACAUUGAGCUCAUCAGCAAUAUUAAUGCUAGCUGAACUGUAUGCUGCUCAGCGCUAUUACAACAUUGGCUCUGAUGCUGCUGUGUUGUGCAACAUACCAUAUGCUGGGAUGAGAGGCGAAAUGUGACGACUUGCUCACAGAGAGCUACGUUUUCCUUUCCACUUCGUCAGGCACUCCACGUCAUUCAGGUUACAAAAUAAAUGAAUUUAAUUGAUAAAUAAGAUGGAUUCCUGUGGUGAAUGUGUGCAGCUUUUAUUUAUGCUAGAAGAAUCCAUGCACAUCUACAGUUUACACCAGAGUUCCACAGAAGCGAAUCCAUGCACAAUACAGGAGUUAGUCAAGUUAAAGACGCAUACAAUGUGCAUAUAUGUAGAUUGGGUAACAAUAUAUCUGCAAACAUGUCCUCUACAUUCAUGCAAGUACUGCAGUCUGUUAGCAUUUUAACAUUCCAAAGUCAAAAAUAGUAGCUGUGGUGUACA
Molecule: messenger RNA, 4353 nt
Organism: Dunckerocampus dactyliophorus (ringed pipefish)
Lineage: Eukaryota; Metazoa; Chordata; Actinopteri; Syngnathiformes; Syngnathidae
Gene: tslig2
Product: chromosome 9 C2orf49 homolog
Exons: 4
Coding region: 137-712 (191 amino acids)
Biological process (GO): embryonic morphogenesis
Cellular component (GO): tRNA-splicing ligase complex
Source: RefSeq, a predicted model, not a curated record